ACAUUAGGGAUGCAUGUCAAAAUAGCAACCUUGUAUUACCACACGACCAUAUUUUGGGUUUUGGAUAUCCCAAACGUCUUGAAAUCCAAUUUCCUUCCAGAACGAUAUCUUUAGUAAAUCCUCAGUACCAGUCAAAGCAAUCAUUUGGUACGGAACGGAAAAUCUUCCCUGCACCAAAUCAUAAUCCACUAGGAAUUUAGGAGCAAAUCAUCUAGACGUCUAGACUCCACAACUGGCCACUUGAAAGCCUUUACUCAUCCUAGAUAGCUGAUUAAAUGUGCUACGUCAAAGCCCACUCGCUUGGCCUCGCCUUGUCCAGAAUCAACCCCUUCCCCUUGUUCUCUCCCCAAAUCUCCAAAUUAAACGUCCUAUUUACCUCAAACAAUUACAAUGUCCCGAGGUACCCCAUCUCUUCUUACUUGCUCUGACUUACAGGGCUGAAGGAGAUGUGCGAUGCAACUAACAGAUAAGUCAUGUAACCAUUUUCCUUGAUCAUUUUUGUUAUUCUUUUCUCCUCGUGUUUGUCAUAUCUUCGAUCUCUUCUCGAUUUCUCCCUCUGGUCAAGAGUAUCCCACUCUUUUGAUUUCUCUGCUUCUCCGCGAUUUGUUCUCGCGAUUCAAGGGUCUCCUGGUGUUACCUCUUCAUUCCUUUGAGAAAUAUAUUCGAUCAAUAUACUCGUUUCACCGUUUACAUCAAUCACAUCACAGUUCACCAUCGUCAACAAAAAUACUCGAGUAGACCCAUUUUAUCGGUUCAAAAAGGCACAAAAGUUCAGGCUCAGACCCAGGUAUACAGUAUGUCGAAAAACAUAACUAGGUCGAAGUCGGUGAUGUCUCGGUUUAGAGGUCGAGAUGCAACAGCCUCUAGUGCUUCACUUCAUGUUACAGAUGAUGCACAGGGCAGGGAUAUCAAUAGCAAUACAUUCCAAAAAUUCGAACUUGGUCGCGAAGACCGGCUUAAACUUCCACAGCGACCAUCAACUUCAGGUGGAACAAAGAAAUCGAUAGGAAAUUUCCCCAAGAGGGCUCAUACUGUCAAGAGAGAAACACGGGACGAUCUAUUUUUCAACCCUUUGACAGCACAUGGGAUAGACGGUCCUACGUUUUAUAAAUUUCCUUUACCUUCUACUCGACCCCCACCUUCACCAGUUGUACCAGCUGUGCCCCCAAUGGCUGCACCUUCACCACGACCUUACAGUCCUGAUUCUAUCAAGACAAGUAGGACUCUUCGACCUAACGUUAGUGAACUUGAGAUUGGUAUGGCACUUGGAAGUCCUUCACACCCACCAGAAAACUGGCAACAAGGGCAACAAUCCCUCGGAAUGGAACCAGUCCGUACUCUGGAUCCAAUGGACGACAUGUCUCAUUAUGCCGAUUCUAUUGCUGCCCCGAAGCAAAAGAAAGGUCGAAAGUGGUUUGGCUUAUUUGGAAGUAAGAAGGAAAAGACACCUGCAACAUUCUAUCAACUGAAACCAGAAUCACAACAAGAAAUCCCUACGAGCGAUCCUUCCUCACCAGAGACUAAACGUACUGGUAGAUCUCGUGGUCGUUCAACUUCUAGUAAGACUGGUAAGAAACCUGAUAUGAAAAGAUCGCAAACGGCACCAACGACACCAGGUUUACAACCUUCAUUCCAACCUUCAACUUCAACAAGUAUUCGAGCAGGAACUCCAGAUAUUCGUGUUCAAGGUCCGAUUGGGGUAGAAGUUUUACGAUCAUACCCUAAAGUAUCACCCGAAGGACCAAAACUUGAUCUUGCACUUCCUUCGGUACAGAUGGAAAGGUAUAGUGUUAUGUUUGGGGAUAUCUUACAGAAACCUUCUACCACCACUUCCUCAUUACUUCAAAGACGUCAAGCAACACUCGAUAGACUUAAGAGUGUUGAAGAAGCACUUGCGAAUAAGGAAGCAGAACUUGAGGCUCGUACAAGAGCACUCACCAAACGUAGGGCUACCUCACCGCAACCACAUCACAACAGCCCAUCUUUCUCUCUCUUUCCAAGCACACCCUCAAGACAAGGCAAUCGUGAAAGCUCACCAACAAGAGAAAAGUCGUCGCUAAAUAGAUCCAACACCUCACCCGCCGCCCUAUCUCCCUCUAGACCUUCAUUCGCCCCAGGUUUAGAUAACGAUCUCCACGCCAAUCUUGUGAUUGAUGACGAAACCUCCACUAAUCGGCGUGGACAUGAACAUAACGAUUCUUCAUCAAGUUCAUCUACUCAAAAACCACGCAAACAAUCAACAAGAUCAUCAUCGAGUUCUCCAAGAUCGAGACCUCAACUCCAAUCAGCACGUACGUGGUCACCAGAUGAAUCUCGGCUUUUAUCUCCAUCGUCCGCUGAAGAAUCAGAAGCCGAUGCACGUUCUAUGAGUGGUCAAGAGAGAGAAGAUUUAUAUACCGCAUCGCAAAUAACAGCAACCAAAUCAAGGUUUGAGGAAAGGGAACCCACAUGGCAGAUGAUCAGUUCCAAGAAACAAAAUCACGGAGCCCCAUCUUCGAUAUCGGGAUCGACGACGAGUGAAGCUAGCACGGUAUCAUCAUCACAUUCUACUUCCUCAUUCUCAAGUGUCCCCGGUGGUUUCACUACAAACACUAUACCCAUAAUGCUCGAGCAAGACAAAGUGAGAGAAAGAGGUUCGAGGAAAACAUCACCAACACAUAUUCAACCUCCUCAAAAGAGUAAAGAAACGAAAAUACCUGUUAAAUCUAGUCCUGGACCACGACCAAUUAUUUCAGCUUUCAAUACCACCACUCGAUCAUCAGAAAAUGCACCUCGUCCUAUCCUCAAAUCACCCAUAUCCGAAGAUCAAGAUCUGAGACCUAGACCCAGACCCUCAAUCCAACAAUCAUCAUCCAGUACCUCUCUCAUCUCACCUCGUACCUCACUCCAAAAAUCCCCCAUGUCAUCAUCCACCACCUCAAUCUCCUCACCCCGAAAAAUUCACCUCCCCGCCUCUCCCCACCCCUCACGCACUACUUCCACCAACUCCCCCCUCCCUUCACCCGCCACCCACCAAAAACAAGAAUCCACCUCCUCUAUCACCCCCUCCCUCCUCUCCCUCCAAUUCGACGACGACCCAAUCUCCCUCUCCGUCCCACACUCCCGCACGCGAGACCCCGAACAAAAACGUCUCGAAUCCGCCGCCGGCGUAUCCAUCGCGCGCCAAAUCUCCGUCUCAAGACAACAGCGUCAAUUACUCAUCCCGAUUAAAACCAGCGGCACGCUAUCGAAACGCAAUUGCGGGAAAUCUCCUGCUCCUUCUGGGCUCCGAACCCCGAGUUCUGGGACUGGGAAUGCGAAGAAGGAAAUUACGGGUGAGGAUGUUAAUGCGAAGAUGGGAUCCCCGCUGGAAAGUGUGGCGGAGUUGAGUUUGAGGGGGAGUGGGUUGGCUUCUUCUUCUGCUUCUUCUUCUUCUUUCUCGUCUUCGUCGCAAGGACAAUAUGGAAGUGGAAGUUCGGGAAAUGGAAACGCACACAGGAUAGAAAUGGAAAUCGCUAUCCCCAGCGACAUCAAAGUAAAACAAAUCUCCAAACCCUCCACCCCAACACUCGUCCUCGUCCCCGGCAUCGAAGAACAAUGGGGAGCAGGAAUCGCCAGUUCCGGGGGCUUGAUGAGUAGUAAAGAGAGAGUCGAAGCGAUGAUGAAAGGGAGUCGUGGGAGUCCGCUGCUGGCACAGCAGGGGUGGGAGGAACAGGGGGGGAAAAUGUUGAGCGCGGUGCCGAGGACGGAGUUGGGGACGGGGCAUCAGCAUAGGAGGAGUGAGAGGGUGGUUGUGGUGGAGGUUUGA
This is a messenger RNA of Botrytis porri, 3787 nucleotides long. RefSeq lists its product as uncharacterized. The coding region runs from base 797 to 3787 and encodes 996 amino acids. Lineage: Eukaryota; Fungi; Ascomycota; Leotiomycetes; Helotiales; Sclerotiniaceae. The record is from RefSeq and is a predicted model, not a curated record. The transcript has 4 exons.